GACCCUACACCCAGAUUCCCCGUCCGGAAAUUCGUUAAAUUCCCAUGUGAGAUUCCUUCUUCUCCGCCCAAAUUCUCGCUCCCUGUCUUCUCUCUCUACUUUCCACACAGAGAACCAUAAAGAGCGCCACCCCGUAUAGAGGGAGAGAGAGAGUGAAAAGCAAGUUACAUUUGCUUGGCUGAUUGGUUUGCUUUUUACGCAAUCAAUUAAGUUCAAUUUCUUGAGUCUAAGCCGCAGAAAAAUAAUUUUUUUGUAUUCCCUAAGUUCGGUGUAGAUUGUUUGCAUUUAACUGAACUGAUAAGGAAAUUGGUUGAGGUGAGAGAAAGUGGAAAGCAAAGGCUACGGGAUUCCUACGAAAAUGCCAGCGUAAUGAUUGCCCGUAAACCCGAACGUUACUCUCUCUCUCUCUCUCUACGUUUGGAAAGUUGCCAUUCAAGCACUGUUCUGUUGCCUUUUUUCGAGUGGUAACUUAAUUUUCGGUUUCUGCUUUUGCGCGAAAAAAAGGCGAAACCCCUCCCCUUGCCGGAAAGCAGCAAAAGCUUCAAACUUUUCCCAACUUUUUUGGCUUAUGAUUUUCCACUACUCAAAAUUCCUUUCUAUGCCUAUUCGAUCGGAUCUGUUCCCAACUCUGAUCUGAAACCCCUCAAUUUCUCUCCCUUCACUAGUCUAUCGAGUCCAUUUCUCCAAGUAACUUUUCCCUCCAAAUUAUACCCAAUCGUAUGUGUAUCUGAUUUGCUGGCAAUACUUUCCGUUCUUUUCUUCAAUCCAAAAAUAGUGGCUGCGAUUAGUCAGUCCCAUCUCAUGUUUUAUUUCGAAUCACUGAUUCAAUUGGCUGUGGAUUUCUCAUUUAUACCCCCUUUCGUGUACUCAUUUCCCGCCAUUUUUCUUCGCUCUGAUGCUUUUGCCAUAUCUUGUGUCAAUUGUCUCUGAUUUCGCCUGGACAUAUGAUCUUUGAUACCUAAAAAUUAUCCUGAUCGAGUAUUUAAGCUUUUUAACUUUGAACAAACAAACCCUUUUGAAAUCUCUCAUUUUUACCCCCUUCGUUGUUUUUACUUCCCGCUAUUUUUCUCCCCUCCGAUGCUUUACUCCAUGUCUUGUACCCAUUAUCUCCGAUUUCGACUAAAAAUCUGAUCUUUUAUACCUAGAAGUGAUCCUGGCCGAGGAUUUAAUCUUCUGAACUUUGAACAAAAAUACCCCUUUUAAAUUUUACUAGUACUUGUCACAAAUGGCUGAUCUUUUGAGGCCUACUUCAAUUGAGGACUUACCCUCCCAUUUGAUAGUAGAAAUACUGAGCUGUGGAAAGCUAAGUGUGGUUGAUCUAGUGUGUCUGGAGCUUGUUUCGCGUGCAUUUAGGGGGAGUCAUCAUGGGUUGUUCCCUCCCAGUUUUCGGUCCUUGGUGGAUUUCGCGGCGUUUCAGUUAUGUGGAUCCCAUCCAAUAUACGCCCCGAUGAGUCCGAAUGCUCGGAACGGGGUUUUCAAUCGGUGCAGGGGGAACUGGAAGCGGGUUCUGAGGUUCUUGCAAUCGGUGGAGCAGUCGUCCAACGUGGUUGAGACCUCAUUAGGCAAUCAGAUGCAAAUUAGAACGGGAAAAUAUCACACACUACUGAUCAAAGAUUCAUCUGGGUACUCUUGUGGUUCCAGUUUGUGUGGUGUUCUCGGUCAUGGACCCGAAACAACACAAUGUGUAGCAUUUACAAGGAUCAAUUUCCCAUCCCGCGCGCAUGUGAUCCAGGUUUCAGCCUCCCACAAUCAUGCUGCUUUCGUUAUGCAGUCUGGAGAGGUAUUUACUUGUGGAGACAAUUCAUCAUUCUUUUGUGGACAUAGAGAUGUUGGACGUCCAAGGCUUGUUGACGCCUUGAGGGGAAUUCCUUGCAAGCAGGUUGCUACUGGACUCAGUUUUACAAUUUUCCUCACAAGACAAGGUCAUGUCUAUACAUGUGGGGCUAAUUCACACGGCCAGCUCGGCCAUGGGGAUACAAAUGAUAGACCAAUACCCACAAUUGUAGAACCGCUGGAAAGUGUUGGAGCUAUAGCUCAGAUUGCUGCUGGUCCAAGUUAUUCCCUGGUUAUAACUGAUGAUGGGACAAUCCAUUCAUUUGGGUCAGGAGCCAAUUUCUGUCUUGGACAUGGAUUACAGCGGAAUGAGCUACAACCUCGACCCAUUCAGUCAUUUAUAAGGCAGGAUAUCCACAUUGUUCGUGUCUCUGCCGGUGAUGAGCACGUUGUUGCGCUUGAUUCUAGUGGAUUUGUAUAUACUUGGGGAAAAGGCUACUGUGGUGCGUUGGGCCAUGGAGACGAGGUUGAUAAGACUACUCCAGAACUCUUGUACAGCUUGAGGAGCCAUGUUGCUGUACAGGUAUGUGCAAGUAAGAGAAAAACCUUCGUGCUGGUAGACGAUGGUUCUGUUUAUGGGUUUGGUUGGAUGGCUUUUGGCAGCCUAGGAUUUACGGACAGGGGAGCAUCUGACAAAAUCACGAAGCCGCGAAUACUCGACAGUUUAAGACCUUACCACAUUUCUCAAGUAAGCACGGGCCUCUACCACACUGUUGUAGUCACCAAUCGCGGACAAAUUUUUGGGUUUGGUGAUAACGAAAGAGCGCAACUUGGCCAUGAUACUCUCAGAGGAUGCCUUAGACCAACUGAAAUUUUUGUUCCGGAAAUGGAAAAUAACGCAGGUUUUGUAUCAGAAACUGGGUGAACUUGGCUUACCUGCCUUUGACAUUGAGGAAAUAAGUUAUGGUUUUGUACUGCUAGUGGAUGCUGUUACGAUUUUAUUUUAUGUUUUAUUUCUCGAACGUGUUAAGUUCAUGCUACAAUAGCACUGCAAAAGUCUGUUGUUUUACACGAUUAGAUGCAAAUUUCAUGCAAGUCUUUUAUUGUACUAAAAAUCGAAUAUGCAUCCACUAGAAAUUUGAUUGUUUCUGUCUUGAAUAAUAAUCGGGAGUGUUGUGUUUGAGUGGAAAUUCAGACACCCGAAACGAUGGGAAAUUUUUGUACCA
Rhododendron vialii is the source of this 2999-nucleotide messenger RNA. Its product is annotated as ultraviolet-B receptor UVR8. The record is from RefSeq and is a predicted model, not a curated record. NCBI's taxonomy places the organism in Eukaryota, Viridiplantae, Streptophyta, Magnoliopsida, Ericales, Ericaceae. The coding region runs from base 1226 to 2698 and encodes 490 amino acids. The transcript has 6 exons. Gene Ontology annotation, molecular function: protein binding.